CUCUAGCUCCCCCCAUCAUGGGUAUCCAAGGCGUGCCCAUCGCCCCCGAGGCUGGUUUUGGAGGCAAGUACCUCCCCGGCGGGCCCCCCGCGAUGCCCGGCAUGCCCCUCGGCGGUCCCCCGCCCGAGGUGCUCGUGUCACCCGAGCACAUGGCUGCGUACGCGGCGAACUGCAGGCGGACGCUGCACUACGCCGUGAACGGCACGCUGCUGGCGAAGCGCGACCACAUCCAACACCAGAUCGGUCGUCUUCGCGCGAGGAUGCUGGAGGUUGCGCACGUCAAGGGCGUGAUGGAGAGGGAGAUUCAGAACGAGGCGAGCGAGGCGCUCCAGCGGUUGGAGAGUUCGGAGUCGCUGAAGAUGAUGAGGAUCCAGAGGGAGGUGGACGAGUUGGCGAGGCACGCGGACGCCAUCAACACGCUGGCGUCGGAAGUGGAUGCGGUUACGUCCGCGCCGGACGCUCAUACCGCGGAGUUCCUUGGAAGAUACAGGGCCAUGUACGACGCGUGCGAUAGACUCGCGCGUCGCCCACUGCCCGAGCCCGCGGACGUGGACGCGUCGGACUUUGAGCGCGAGGCUCGACUGUACACCGCCGCGGUGAAGGAACGCGACGCGCUGUCUCGGCUGCUGGAGGUCAAGGACAACAUGAUCUGGUCGCUGCUGGACCAGCGGCGGGAGAUGCAGGAGGAGAUAGACAACCUCAAGUCGCAAAAGGCUGGACUGUUCGGAGGCGGGUACGCCGCCCCGGGUGAGAGCGAGGGGGAGGAGGAGGAGGAGCCCCCGAUCGAGGGGGAGGGGGAGGAACAACCCGAGGAGCGCUCGAACGAGGGGGAGGAGGGAGCGGAACCACCCGCGACGGGGGAGGAGGAAGGCGCUCCAGAACCGCCGCCGGAGGAGGCAUGAACAGCGCGUGGACCGUCGUGUCGUCGUUCGUGGAUGUGUAAUCAUAAUGAGGGGAUUAAUCU
This is a messenger RNA of Micromonas commoda, 964 nucleotides long. RefSeq lists its product with no specific name. Bases 18 to 902 code for a protein of 294 amino acids. Lineage: Eukaryota; Viridiplantae; Chlorophyta; Mamiellophyceae; Mamiellales; Mamiellaceae. The record is from RefSeq and is a predicted model, not a curated record. The transcript has 2 exons.